CCGUUCACACUCACAUUCACACACUGUCGGCACAGGAGUCAAGAACAGUUCAGGGCUCAGUAUCUUGCCCAAGGACACACUGGCAGGAGGAGCUGGCAUCAGACCACCAACCUGUAGUGGACAAUGUUUUCAGCACUGGCGCCGAUCCGCAGCUAUGAAAACAUUACACCCAGGUUCACCCGGGUCCUCUCAGUGGUGGAGGCGCCGCAGCCAGGGGCAGAGCAGAGGCGGUGAUAUAAGGCAGGACGGCAACACGACGCCAGAGCGCAGCGCACGGAGCGUCGUCUGGACUUGUGCUUCACGUCUCCACCAGUAGUUGACAGCCAGGCGGGAUGACCGAUCACUCACACGUUCCCAGAUCCUGACGCCUGUCGACCGGGACAUGUCCGAGCUCCUCGCGCUGGUGCCACGGGUCCGCGGUCCGACCUCCUCUCCAGUGGACUACUCCUGCAACACUUCCCCGGGCUGUAUAUGAUCUUUUUGUUUUUUAUUGUUUGCAUGCGGACAAACUUGCAGCAGCUCUCGGGACGGUGUUGGUGAAGUGCGCGCGUAUCUGUGUCCAGGCUAGACUGCGCGUAAAAGUUGAAGCGUAAACGUCACAGACUCCGACAUGGAGCUGAAGAGCGCGUGUCGCAUGCUUCUCUUCCCGGUUCAGAUGUUGUACUAUCUGGUGAAGGCGAGUUUGUCCUCGCUGCUGCCGAGCAGAAAGAAGGACCUGGGCAAGGAGGUGGUAUUGAUCACCGGGGGAGGACGCGGCAUCGGACGUCAUCUGGCCAAAGAGUUCGCCAAGCAGGGAGCCAGAAAG
Messenger RNA from Pleuronectes platessa (European plaice), 805 nucleotides. RefSeq names its product dehydrogenase/reductase (SDR family) member 3b (gene dhrs3b). Gene Ontology annotation, cellular component: lipid droplet. Lineage: Eukaryota; Metazoa; Chordata; Actinopteri; Pleuronectiformes; Pleuronectidae. The record is from RefSeq and is a predicted model, not a curated record. Gene Ontology annotation, molecular function: oxidoreductase activity, acting on the CH-OH group of donors, NAD or NADP as acceptor.